This is a messenger RNA of Closterium sp. Yama58-4, 2124 nucleotides long. NCBI's taxonomy places the organism in Eukaryota, Viridiplantae, Streptophyta, Zygnematophyceae, Desmidiales, Closteriaceae. The record is from the annotation of a GenBank genome assembly.
AUGCACGGAAGGGAAAGUCUGGGGGGAAGCAGCAAAGGGGCGGCUGCAGAAGAUGUAGAAAAUGGUGAUGUGGGACGGAAGCCAAAACAGCAGCAGAAGGAGGAGGAAGUGCAGGUGACGAGCAAGCAGCUUGAGAUGCUGCAGCAGGCGAACGACGAGAUUGCACGCGGGCGAUAUAUGGAAGCAAUUGCCAUCUACAACAAGGCCCUCUCAAUAAACCCCACAAGCACAGCCGGCUUCAUGGCUCGAGCGGGCACUUAUUUCAAAAUGAACAAGCCUGUUGAGGUAGACAUGAUGACGAUGUAUGGUGACAUCAUGAGGCUCCUUAUUGCGUCUGGUGCUUCUGCCUUCUGUUCUGAAUCCACCACACCCACUUGCCAUGUCUUGAAGGCCAUAGUGGACUAUUCUCGAGUCAUUGACCUCCACCCCUCCAAUGCUGAAGCACUCAGGUGGCGAGGCAUCCUCUCUUUCAACCUCAAAGACUACUAUGCAGCUGAGAAGGACUUUCAGCAAGCCAUUCGCCUUGACCCCUCUCAGUCCUUUGUCUUCCGAGGCCUUGCCCUCGCCAUAGGGGGCAGUGGGAGGUGGCGGGAGUCACUGGCAGUGUUUGCAGAGGGAGUGAGGCGCCACCCCCAGGAUGCGGACCUGUGGCAUUCCAAGGGGCGCGCGCACAAGGAGCUGGGCGAGGUAGAGCAAGCCAUAGAGGCGCUGCAGCGAGCACUGCAGAUCCGAAAGGCCGCCAUACGCUAUGCAAGGGAGGGGUUGCAGCUGGACAGUGGAGACAUGGAGCUCGUGCAUGCCCUCGCCAGCAGCCUGCAUGCUCUGGGGGACUUCGCUGAAGCUAUGCGCAAGUACCAGACAGCGAUGGCACUGCAACCCAGGGAUCAGGAGGGACAAGUUCUCCAACACUCCAUCUUCUACCAGAGGAAGGUACUGGCGUACACCAUUGCUCGCUUGCAGCAGCCGCUCUCCUCCAUCCGCUUCGACUGGGACUUCACAGCUGAGUUCAGAGAGGCAUGGACCAAUAGUGACCCUACUAUAGCAACACUGCCAGGCUACCAGCCCCUAUCAGUCACUUCACGCCAGUUACAGCGCGCCACACUACGGUCCCUGCCCAGGCUGUCACGAGAAGCGUUGGAUCUGAUCGAAGCAGCGGACAGGAUCGGCCAGCGGGCUCACUACCACUGCGAUGCCUUCAUGCCAAACAGGCAGCAGCUGCGCAUGGCAGGGCUGGCUGCUUUGGACGUGAUGCAGCAGCUUUUUCGGAAAAGCAGCAGCAGCAGAAGCAAGGGGGCAGGCAGCGGGGUGCUGAAGGGGUGGAGGGAUGUGUACGAGGUGAUCACGAGAUGGAGACAGAUCGCCGAUCCAACGGCUGCUAUUCUCUGGAACGACCAACUGAAAAAAAGCUUUGCACAGGGUGUUCGGUCGUCCACGCCUAUCAAGGUGUGGGAUCUGCAGACCGUCAAGUAUUACCCCGUCUUUAACAAGUCAUUUGAGGCCAUGCGUGAGGCUCUGCUGGAGUCGGAGCAGGCCUUCACAAACAACCAGCCCUUCGCUGUGCCGCGCAACACACGUGGCGACAUGAUAGCCAGGGCAUCUGACCUGCAGGCGCUUCAUCAGGCUGUGGGAAAGGACUUUCUGGUCCAAGCACCCUGCUACAGCCAUGCCGUUCCAGGGUACGCCUUCCCUGCUACUCUCAGUAUACGCCUUCCCCGCUACUCUCAGUAUACGCCGUCCCUGCUACUCUCAGGGUAUGCCUUCCCUGCUACAGCUGAGCAUCUGAGCAAUACUGUAUGUCCUGAUCCAUGCCCCAGCCAUGAGGUCUCAACUGCCGUACGCACAGAUGCCUCUGAAAUGAUAGUCCAUCCAUUCCUACUUUCCCGUCCUCCCUCCCACCAGGCGCUGUGUGCGGCAGUGCUGGACGCACACACAGAGGCAGCUGAUCCCUAUCGCUACCGCCAGAGGAUUCAAGACGCCAUCCUCCGCCUGGGAUACUUCUGGUUCCAGCUGAUGCCGUUGACUCGCGGGUCCGCCAUGGUGGGGCUGGUCUCCAUCCUCGGCCUCUCCAUGGCUGCUCACAUGCAGACCACUGCGCUCAUUCCCCAUGGGGUGCAGGUAGGCUGA